AAUGCCACAGCAAUAAGAAAAUCCAUCUUGUAGCAUAAGUAUCCCAGAACCAAAAAACAAAGAUGGCAACUGCUAUUCAGCCUGCUAGGAAUAAGCAAAUGAUCAGGCGUGACCGUGGAAUGUUCACAGCAUCUGAUGAUGCUGCAAUGAUGAAACAAAUUCACGCAACUCAUGCUCCUGAUGGACGUGAGCUUGAAGUCAAACCUAUUCUGCAAAUUAUUGAGGCUCUUCUGCAUCACGUCUCCCCUGGCAUUGAUGGCAUUGUUAAUGGCACACAUCAUGAAGGUGCUGAUGAACUGGAGGAAAGGACUGCACUGGUUGGCAUGGAAGGAAUUUUAGAUGGAUUGGCUUAUAUAGUUCAAAAAAUUUCCUGCGAGUUAGAAUGCAAAUGCUCUGGUGGUGGAGAUAUGCAUGCAACGACAAUGGCAAUCCUAAACAUGCUUUCGAGCUAUACCUGGGAUGCAAAGGGAGUUCUAUCAUUGGCAGCCUUUGCUGUAAACUAUGGGGAAUUCUGGCUCAUUGCAAAGCUGUUUGCCACAAAUCCACUCGCCAAGUCCAUAGCUGUUCUUAAACAGCUUCCAGACAUCAUGGAGCAUUCCAAUGUGCUGAAAUCCCGGUUUGAUGCGAUUAGUAACCUUAUCAAAGCAAUGCUGGAUGUAACUAAGUGCAUUGUUGAAUUCAAGGAACUCCCAGCUCAAUAUAUAUCAGAUGACACACCUGCAAUGGCAGUUGCUUUAGCUCAUAUCCCAGCUUCUGUUUACUGGACCAUAAGAAGCAUGGUGGCUUGUGCCUCUCUGAUAACAAGCCUACUAGGCAUGGGUUAUGAGCUCAUUGGAUCUACCACAGAGACAUGGGAACUCACAAGUUUAGCCCACAAGCUGAGCAGCAUACAUGGCCACCUUAAGACACAGCUAGCCAAUUGCUUUCAACACAUUGGUGAGAAGAGGCAUCUUGAAUACUUUCAAAUGCUGGUGCAUCUUUUCGAGGUACCACAUUUGGAAAACUUGAGGAUUCUCAAGGCAUUGAUCUAUAACAAGGAUGACCUACUACCUCUUGAAAUUGGCACUUCUAAGACAAGGGCAAAUGUUGAUGUGUUGAGAAGAAAGACUGUAUUGCUGCUCAUUUCAGAUCUAGAUCUCUCCCAAGAAGAGCUUCCCGUGCUCACACAUAUUUACACUGAAGCACGAUCAAGGCCAGAGUUCCAAUAUGAGAUUGUAUGGCUACCAAUUGUGGAAAGGUCAGUUACAUGGAAUGAAGGAUAUGAACAAAAGUUUAAGCAGCUGCAGUCAGCAAUGCCGUGGUACACACUGCAUCACCCUUCCUUGCUAGAACCAGCUGUAGCUAGGUACAUCAAGGAAGUGUGGCAUUUUGAGAAGAAGAUGAUGCUGGUUGUAUUGGAUCCACAAGCUAAAGUGACUUGUCCAAAUGCACUGCACAUGGUGUGGAUAUGGGGAAAUCAUGCUUAUCCCUUCACCCUAACGAAAGAGGAACAAUCGUGGAAGGAGGAAACUUGGAGGCUUGAGUUAUUGGUGGAUGGCAUUGACCCUGCAAUACUCGAAUGGAUUAUCCAAGACAAAUUCAUCUGUUUGUAUGGAGGGGAGGACAUCGGAUGGAUCCGAAGCUUCACAACAGCAGCACGAGAAGUUGCUAAGGCAGCAGGCAUUAGCUUGGAAAUGGUUUAUGUGGGAAAGAAUAACACCAAGGAACGUGUUCGAAAGAUCAAUUCUCAAAUAACAGAGGAAAAUCUCGGUCACUGUUGGAGUGAUCCAACGUAUGUUUGGUACUUUUGGACCAGAGUGGAAAGCAUGUUAUAUUCAAAGAUGCAAAACCGAAAGACUGCUCAAGAUGAUAAAAUAAUGCAGGAGGUAAUGACUAUCCUCAGCUUUGAUGGAAGUGAUGAAGGAUGGGCUCUAAUUAGUAGGGGCUCAGCUGAGAUGGCCAGAGCUAAGAGUGAAACAAUGUCCCAAAGCCUUGCAGAAUUCACAAAUUGGGAAGAUGAUGCAAAAGAAAAAGGUUUUGUCCCAGCACUCAAUGACUACUUGAAGCGCCUUCACACGCCACACCACUGCAAUCGCCUUAUCCUUCCAGGGACUGCUGGCGGCAUCCCAGAGCUGGUGGUCUGUUCAGAAUGUGGCCGUCAAAUGGAGAAGUACUUCAUGUAUCGUUGCUGCACUGACUGAGAGACAUCAUGCCUCAUACCUGAAUUAUCUAGUUUGUGUCAUAAGAAUUAAUCCAUAUUAUAAUAUGGUAAUUCUGGUUUGCAAUAUAGAUCUGAUAUGAUAUUCCCAUCAGGUUAUUGUAAGGUAACGGUUUGAGUGCUUUUAUGUACUGUCUAGAGCACCUGGGCUUGUAGUUGCUCUAGACUAAAACUAUAUCUCAUUAUUGGCUUUGGUAAUGUGCUAUAAAUCGCUUAAACAUUAUCAUGGA
Molecule: messenger RNA, 2427 nt
Organism: Coffea arabica (coffee)
Lineage: Eukaryota; Viridiplantae; Streptophyta; Magnoliopsida; Gentianales; Rubiaceae
Product: protein SIEVE ELEMENT OCCLUSION B-like
Biological process (GO): phloem development
Source: RefSeq, a predicted model, not a curated record